UCUUUUCUCGACUCUUUUCAAUUUCACCCAGUCUUGACUCGCCUCCCCUCAAUUCAACCUCGUCUUCACCUUCACUUAGCCCAACUCAACCUUAUCUUACCUCGAGUUGAUCUCACCACAUUACGAUCUCUUACCCUCUUGGCUCUUGCCUAAUUUGGCUCUUGACUAAAUCGUUCCUCACCUAGCUCAAUAUGGCUUUAGGAAUAAAACGAAAGCGCCCGCUGGGAUCCACAGAAGAAGGCAGAAGCAAUCAAAAGAGAGCGAGAUUGGCCAAAGACGACGAGGAAUCUCAAGUCCCAGGUACUCACCAGAAUGGAAGAUUGCGAGGAUUUCGCUUUUUAGCGUUACCCCCUGAAGUUCGAAACAUCAUCUACGAUUACAUCUUCGAUGGGGAAGAGUACAUGAUCAAGAACAGCCUGAAGUUCAAAGUGACCACCAAGACCAAUCAUCCUUUGGCGUUGCUUGCCGCGUGUCGACAGACGUACGAAGAGACGAAGAUAAUGCCAUAUACCCGGGGCGUGUUUCGAGUUGACGGCGAGCACCUCUAUUAUAGGACCAAUAUGACUAAAGCGUUGAGGUCGAUAAAAACUAUUAUUGUGGAUAACUGGAAAGAGCGUGACGGGAGAUAUGAAAAGGAAGAUUACCCAGGAGUUGCUGGCGAUACUGUCCCUCGCAUGCUGUAUCAAAUACCUGGCGCCUCCGAAAUCUGCUUUGUGAGCGGAUAUGACAAAGACAAGUUCAAGGACGAAGCAGAGUGGUUUGCGUCUAAGGAUUGCUAUUCUUCAGCCUAUCGAAUUCCAUUCGGCUGCAUCAAGCAAGUCGUCAAGCCGAAAUUCGCAAGCGUGCUAGCACGAUGAUGGAUUAACAGACACAUGUGUGUUCUAGGGCGCAGGCAUAAGAAGAAACCGCUGCCAUUUCAGAAAACCAUGUGUGUAGUGUUCUCAGGCUCUUUUAGCCCACUAAGAUAGUAUUUGACACUAGCUGCACCAUACUAUCUACGGUCUUUCUAUCUAGGUUUGCAAUACCGGUAGAAAAUGGAAGAAGGGAAUCUUGUACUGUUUAGGAUAUUUUGAGACACCUGAUAGAAUCGCGUGGGAUUCGAGAUAGCCAAUUUUAUGCUAUGGUAUAUACCUAGGUAGUAAUCCUAUUCAUGUGGGCACACAGGUGAUUUCCACAGUUUGAUGUUGAAUUAUGGUUAUCUAGAAGAUCGCAGGUGUCAAAGACUCUAAUAAGUAGAGUUAGAGACCAUAUGUGCGGCCACAAUGUACUAAACAACCAACGUCAGUGACCGAAGCACGUAUAAUGAUGAGAUUGUGCCUUAUGCAUCUAAUCUUAGAUUUUUUGCUGUACUCUAAGUAAGUACAUUUAAUUGUGUUCCCUUGUUUUUCUUUAUUUUUAUGCAAUAUCUAUGAAAUAUGAAGGACCCAAUCGGCACUCAGCUAUUCAGAAUGAUGACUCAUCAGUUUCGUGAACCACGGAACAUGUGUCCUGCCUGGAGCUCAAAGACAGAUUUAUCGUGUGAUUUUUCAAUACCCAGUGUUUGUGCCGCAUGGAAAUGCAAUGAUUAAAUCAUGUACUCAAUGAACUAUGAAGAACAGACAGAUAUUUAGAAAGCUCAUCGGUACAAAGCUCUUGCACAGAUUACAAUCUCAAUCACGGUUACUCAACAAAUCUCACGUGGUAUAUCGAUCUUCUCCCCCUUCAAAUUUCAAUACAUCAUUGGCUUAGCUUUAGUAGCAGCUCACUCAGAUGCGCCC
Messenger RNA from Periconia digitata, 1757 nucleotides. NCBI's taxonomy places the organism in Eukaryota, Fungi, Ascomycota, Dothideomycetes, Pleosporales, Periconiaceae. The record is from the annotation of a GenBank genome assembly.